CCACCCUGCGCGCCGAGCGCACCCCGAUCCAGAUCCACCCAUCCUCCCUCCGGUCUCCGGCGGGCGCCCUCCUCCACGUCCUCACGCGCCUCCGGACGCCAGUGCGCGCGCAGUGAGCAUCAACAUCAACCCGCCUCUUCUCUCGUCGGACCGGCGCGCGCCAGGUGGCGGCGGAGGCGGCAGGCAUGAAGCGGGUGUCGUCGCACGUCUCGCUCGCCUCCGAGGCGGAGAUCAACCUCGACCUGUCGCGCCUCGUCAUCGACAAGCCCAGGUUCACGCUGGAGCGGAAGCGCUCCUUCGACGAGCAGUCGUGGAGCGAGCUCUCCCACCGCCAGAACGACGGCUUCGACAGCGUGCUUCAGUCGCCGGCAUUCCCGUCCGGCGGCUUCGACUCGCCCUUCUCCGUCGGCACGCACUUCGGCGGCCCGCACCCGCUCGUCAACGAGGCCUGGGAGGCGCUCAGGAAAUCGGUCGUCUACUUCCGGGAACAGCCCGUCGGCACCAUUGCUGCCGUCGAUCAUGCGUCGGAGGAAGUGCUCAACUAUGAUCAGGUUUUUGUGAGGGAUUUCGUUCCGAGCGCAUUGGCUUUUCUAAUGAACAAUGAGACUGACAUAGUGAAGAAUUUUCUCUUGAAAACUCUUCACCUUCAGAGCUCUGAGAAAAUGGUAGACCGAUUCAAGCUUGGAGCAGGAGCGAUGCCAGCAAGUUUCAAGGUGGACCGUAAUAAAAACAGAAACACUGAAACCUUAGUCGCUGAUUUUGGUGAGAGUGCAAUCGGUAGGGUGGCACCGGUUGACUCUGGAUUUUGGUGGAUCAUUCUCCUUCGGGCAUAUACAAAGUACACCGGAGAUGUUAGUUUGUCAGAAUCACCUGAAUGCCAGAAGUGCAUGAGGUUGAUACUGAAUCUCUGCUUAUCUGAAGGAUUUGAUACUUUUCCAACUCUGCUCUGCACAGAUGGCUGCUCAAUGAUUGAUCGUCGAAUGGGUAUAUAUGGUUAUCCCAUUGAGAUUCAAGCCCUAUUCUAUAUGGCAUUAAGAUGUGCUCUCCAAAUGCUCAAGCCAGAGGGCGAAGGGAAGGAUUUCAUAGAGAAGAUAGGGCAACGACUACAUGCACUAACCUACCACAUGAGGAAUUACUUCUGGCUAGAUUUUCACCAGCUGAAUAACAUAUACAGAUACAAAACAGAAGAGUAUUCCCACACUGCUGUGAACAAGUUCAAUGUAAUUCCAGAUUCCAUUCCUGAUUGGGUGUUUGAUUUCAUGCCAUGUCGAGGAGGCUACUUUCUUGGCAACGUCAGCCCUGCUAUGAUGGAUUUCCGGUGGUUUGCCCUUGGCAAUUGCAUUGCCAUUGUAUCAUCUCUAGCCACCCCAGAACAGUCAGUUGCUAUAAUGGAUCUGAUCGAGGAAAAGUGGGAUGAGCUAGUUGGUGAGAUGCCUCUGAAGAUAUGCUAUCCUGCUCUCGAGAAUCAUGAGUGGAGAAUUAUUACUGGAUGUGACCCCAAAAACACCCGGUGGAGUUACCACAAUGGAGGAUCUUGGCCAGUUCUUCUGUGGCUGCUGACAGCAGCCUGCAUAAAGACUGGUCGGCCACAAAUGGCAAAACGUGCCAUUGAGCUCGCAGAGUCAAGGCUGCUCAAGGACGGCUGGCCCGAGUAUUACGAUGGCAAGCUAGGAAGAUUCGUUGGCAAGCAGGCCAGGAAGUUCCAGACCUGGUCCAUUGCCGGUUACCUCGUCGCCCGCAUGAUGCUGGAGGACCCAUCGACACUGAUGAUGAUCUCCAUGGAGGAGGACCGCCCUGUGAAGCCGACCAUGCGGCGGUCAGCAUCAUGGAAUGCCUGAAUGCGUGGAUAGUUGUUUCUGAACCAAGGAAAUUCAGAAUCAGCUGUUAUACGGAUUUGUGAUUUGUUUGGACCACAAGAGUGCAGCCUGCAGCGUUGGUGUGAUUUGUUGGGACCACAAAGUUCAACAUUGAUUAUAGUUGGACUCUGUCAAUUAGGACAGAGUUUGUAUACCAUAGAGGAUCAUAGGAGUUGCACAAGAUUUUGCCAUGCCCUUUUGGUUUGUUUCAGAACAAUACUCAGGAUACUGUUCAGUUGAA
Molecule: messenger RNA, 2097 nt
Organism: Zea mays
Lineage: Eukaryota; Viridiplantae; Streptophyta; Magnoliopsida; Poales; Poaceae
Exons: 5
Coding region: 186-1838 (550 amino acids)
Biological process (GO): sucrose catabolic process
Molecular function (GO): sucrose alpha-glucosidase activity; endo-alpha-N-acetylgalactosaminidase activity
Source: RefSeq, marked validated